This is a messenger RNA of Babesia bovis T2Bo, 1808 nucleotides long. Its product is annotated as splicing factor 3B subunit 2 family protein. NCBI's taxonomy places the organism in Eukaryota, Apicomplexa, Aconoidasida, Piroplasmida, Babesiidae. Gene Ontology annotation, cellular component: nucleus; U2-type spliceosomal complex; catalytic step 2 spliceosome. The transcript has 3 exons. The coding region runs from base 100 to 1758 and encodes 552 amino acids. The record is from RefSeq and is a predicted model, not a curated record. Gene Ontology annotation, biological process: mRNA splicing, via spliceosome.
AUGAUUGUCAUUAUCAAAUAAAUUAUAUUGUUUGUGAAAUGGUUAUGUGGGUCAUAACUAUGGGUUAAUAGCUACUACAAUCUCCGUGCUGUGUUGAAGAUGGGUCAGGAAACUAUCGCUCAAAGGGAGGACUCCACCCUUAUUAAGGAAUUGCGUAAGCGUAAUGAAAACACAGCUAAAAACUACUUGAAAAAGCUGAAAAGAAAGAAGCGUACGUCACAAGAACAACAAUCUGAUGUAAAAGCGCAUGGUACAUUAUUAAAAGAGAAGUUGCGUGAGCACUUUUUGGAAUUCGAAAAACGUCAGCAAGAUGCAGCGGAUAUUGACGUAGAAUACGUAACACCAGAGAGUUUGGAUCCCGAAUUUCAGGAAGUCUUCCAACGUUUUGCUCAGCUAGAACGUAUAUCUUUAGACUUAGAACCACUGCCGGAAGAACAUGUUGAGGAUAAGGAUGAUGGUUUUGAUUCAUCGGAUGAAGAGGAGGAAGAUGAAUCACGUAGGACAAUGAGCAAGAAAAAAAAACUGAAAUUGAUGAACAGGCCAACACUUGCUCAGCUGAAACAAAUGGCAGACAAACCAGAAGUUGUAGAAUUUUGGGAUACAACAGCAGCUGAUCCCAGGUUUCUUGUUUGGCUAAAGGCACAACGCAACUCUGUCCCUGUGCCAUCACAUUGGAGCGAUAAGUUGCGAUAUAUGCAAACUCGAAGAAUAUACGACAAACCAGUGUAUAAGCUACCUUCUUAUAUAGAGGAUACUAAAAUAGCUGAAAUCAGAUCUGCUUUGAUACAAAAAGAGGCUAACAAGACGCUUAGGCAGAAGCAAAGGGAAAAGGUUCGGCCUAAAUCGCACAGAAUGGACAUUAACUAUCAAAUACUUCACGACGCAUUUUUCAAGUAUGCUACGAAACCACCAAUGACACGUUAUGGUGAUGUCUACUACGAAGGUAAGGAAAUGGAACUUCGUAUGCGUCAUUAUAAACCUGGGAAGAUGAGUGACCGUUUAAAGAAGGCUCUUGGAGUUGGAGAAAAUGCUCCUCCGCCAUGGUUAAUCAAUAUGCAGCGUUUUGGUCCACCGCCGAGUUACCCAAAUCUUAAGAUUCCAGGAGUCAAUGCUCCACUACCUCAGGGCGCUUCAUUUGGUUUUCACGCCGGAGGUUGGGGUCAAUUACCAACAGACGAUUCGGGGAACCCAUUAUUUGGAUAUAUUGAUUCUAAUUACUAUGAAGACAAUCAUAUCAACAAAGACCUUUGGGGAGAACUUCCACCAGAUGUCGAAGAAGAUAAUGAAGAUGAAGACUCCGAUUCAUCUGAAGAAGCGCAGGAAGAAGGAAGUGAAGUUGUUGCGCCUGUGGCUGAUGUACCUAUCCCGGUAGUAGCUACAGGAGUUGACACCCCUCUGGAAGUGCGUUCAAACAUAGAUCCGCCACGUACAUUGCCUAGGAAGGCAUAUACCGUACUCGAGCCGAAAGCGGGAAAAGGGAGCACAGGCUCGCUUUUUGGAUCUCACGUUACAUAUUCCAUGCCGCCAGUGGCAACUCCUAUCACGCCUAUUACCGGUAAACCUGGGACAGCAACUCCAUUGGGUGGUCUAGUAACACCUUCGUUACAAAUAGACAGCAAUAUUACGGCGCACGGUGUAAUGCAACAACUUAAGUUCCAUGAAACCAAGGCCAAGUUGGUACAUGAAGCCGCUGGACAAGUUGUACCCGAAGCUACAGAGACGAGGCGUGUAAAGAAGAAGAAGGAGUUCAAAUUCUGAAAUCCUCAAUGAUAUGUUCACAUAGAUUAAUGGAUAUUUAAUCCUGAAAA